Messenger RNA from Closterium sp. NIES-65, 933 nucleotides. The record is from the annotation of a GenBank genome assembly. NCBI's taxonomy places the organism in Eukaryota, Viridiplantae, Streptophyta, Zygnematophyceae, Desmidiales, Closteriaceae.
AUGGUGUCGUUCGCGGCCAAUGCUCUCGCGGGCUUCAUGGGCGGAGCAUCGACCUUUGCAGGGGCCGGCAAGGCAUUGGUGGAUGUGUAUAACAAAGGCAAGAAACCCGUCCAGCAAGUCGUACCAUACGACUCGGUGGGAUCCGGCACCGGAAUCACCGGCUUAAACGGCGGCACGUACCAGAUCGCCAUCUCCGACGACCCUAUGACCUCCACGCAGGAAGGGAGCGCUCCCCCCAAGAUCACCGUUCCGCUCUGCGUCUCCACCUUCAGUUUCUUCGUAAACGGCGCGCCCGGCGUCGUCCUGACGGUGGGCCAGACGUAUUCUAUCUACAAGGGAGACAUCACCGCGUGGUCCUUCGUCGCCGGCGCAAAGGGCAAGGUCGCGGGCGCCAUCACCCGCGUGGCGCGCAGCGACAAGUCUGGAUCUACGGCGAUUGUGAAGACUCUGUGGAGCAAGGCUCUGGGCGCCACGUACACCGAGAACACGGACGGCACUGCGAUGGGUUACACUGGCCUCACUAAGGUGGACGGUACGACGGGCAUGUGCAGUGCGAUUGCCAAGACCAAGGGCGCCAUUGGUUACGCGUUCACCGGUUCCUGCGCCCCGCGUUACCUUACGUUUCUGAAGAACGCCAACGGUGCGGCCGUCAAGGCCCCUGCUUGGAACCCCUCCCUUGCCAUCCCCGCCACUCCUCCUGCCGCGCCUGACGCGUCGUGGGCGAGCGUUGAUUUCGUGUGGAAGGCCGGAGCCAAGACCCCUCCGAUGGUGUCUAUGGAGUUUGCGUUUAUCAGGAAGACUCCCUCCACCCCGGUCGCAAAGGCCUUCAUGCUGUAUAUGAUUGGCGCUAUGAAGACAAACAAGUAUGGUUUCAACCCGAUGCCUCUUUCUUGGAUCAACCCGUCCAAGGCCAUGGUGGUCGCGAUUAAGUAA